CGACUGGAUAGAGAUGCAAAUUGAUCUGCGGGCAACAGACGCCUGUGGAAUAAUCUUGCCUCACUAUGGAGUACAGCUGCAUUCUUCCAAGGGAAAAAAGAUAGAUGGGCGAAUGAUGACAUCGGAAUGGGGGGCAAGGAGGCGGCGGGCUAGUGGGCUUGACGUCAGGCGUUAUAGCUCUCCAGGAAGCCGAGCUGCCCAAAACGAUGCCUCCCAAUCGCUGCUGGAACUGGGACAGUCAAUGAUGGGGGCGUUGAGAGAAAGCAUAAUCAAAGACGCGACUGGAUCAUCCGUAGUUGACGCCCAUUUUAAGCUUCGAUGCCCAAAGGAAAAGGUUGAAGUUCUGGACUCGUGACUGCCAAAUUGCUCCUAACCUCGUGAUCCACACCGCCGAUUUGUCGCGUUUCCCGAACUCUCUUUGUCCCCCGCCGAAAUACCCCAGAUCCCAUCCUCAAAAGAAGCCCUCACUCCCCUUGCGACCGCUUUUCCUCCCCCCUCCAUUUCCUCACACGCCUUUGACAUUUGUGUCCUGCCCACUCCUUUGCUUUAUCUACCUCCGAGAGUCCCGCGACUGUUCCACCAGCAUUCGAAAAAGGCCGAACUACCGUUCCUCUCCUUUCUGCAACUAUCCCAGCCACCCUCGUACGGAGCUCCGCCGUGAUCGUCAUCCGAAGCCCUGCCGCUGGGCCCUAGACCGGGUGAUCCUCGAUCAUUCCCUGCUCGGCUGGGAAUUGGACUUUUCCAUUUGCAUUUUACUCAGGCUCUUUUGUUGUCGCUCCUUAAACCGACUAUCGUCCCUCGCGAUUCGUUGUGUCGCUCCGUGUCUAUUUGUUUAGCUAGGCGGAUCCCGUCUUGUGUUCGUUUCGCGGAGAAUACAUCCAAAUCCAACCCCCGGCGCGAACACGUAUUCCAACACACUCGUCACCAUGGGGGACCGCACACAACGUCAGCCUUCGUGGCUACGAGAAUCGACCCAAAAUGUCCCUUGGAUAUUGCUCGCUGCACAAUCCACUGGAUUCGUGUUGCUAUCUCACUAUUCUCGAAUCAUGCCGCCCGCGGGUGGCAAACGAUACCUUACCUCCACUGCCGUUUUCCUGAGCGAAGUCGUUAAACUAGCGAUCGCCUUGACAAUGGCCCUUUACGAUGUCUCGAAAAACGCACCCCCCUCUAUGCCUGCCACGUCCCUCUUCUUCUCCCUCUCAAGCGCCGUGCUCUCGGGCGAUAGCUGGAAACUGGCCAUCCCUGCGGGUCUCGGCGUCGUCUCAAACUCUCUCCAAUACAUUGCGCUGUCCAACAUGCGCGCGGCGACUUUCCAGGUUACAUUCCAAUUGCAGUUUGUGACUACAGCGAUUUUCGGACUGAUGGCACUUCGGCGGAGUAUUGCCCCUCGAAAGUGGGGUUUGCUAUUGCUUCUGUUGCUUGGCGUGGCCUUGAUUCAGUUCCCCGAUGCUACUGCCGAGCAGACGUCGUUCCACAAUGAGGCCUCGCGCCUUCACUUUCCCCGAUCUUUGGAAGAAUGGAAGGCCGUGAAGGGCAGUGGUGCGGCUGCUAAAAUGCUGAAGCGAUCUGCUACCUAUGAGGGUAUCGAGGAAGAUAUUCUCACAGCCGAGCCACGGCUGAACCACACCGUGGGUUUGCUUGCAGUCGUUGGCGCUGCGAUUGCCUCGGGUAUCGGAGGCGUUUAUUUUGAGAAGGUGCUCAAGGACAGUUCGAACCACGUCUCCUUGUGGGUGCGCAAUGUGCAGUUGGCUAUUUACUCCGUAUUCCCGGCGCUCUUCAUUGGUGUUGUAUUCCGGGAUGGCGAGCGGAUUGCCACUGAUGGCUUCUUCCAGGGUUAUAACUGGACAGUCUGGGCCACAAUUGUGAUUCAGGCUUUGGGGGGUAUCAUUUCCACCUUUUCUCUCAGCCAUACGCAACGGGAUCCCCGGUGCCUGGCUACAACCGCUAGUCUCAUUCUCAGCAUCAUCGGAAGCAUUUGGCUCUUUGACUUUGAGUUGACCGCCAGCUUCUUCUUGGGCGCUGCUGCAGUCCUGGUGGCCACUCACUACUACGGCAAUCCAGCUUUCAGUCCUGCUGCAGCCAAGGUGGGUGGAAUGCGGCCACCUCCAAUUCGCAUCGACAACUUUGAGAAGGACUCUGGUAACGAUGUUGGAUCCCCCGGGGGAGGCCCUCCCGACGAGAUUUCCAUCAAGUUGCCGACCACCCCUUUCUUAUCCGAUGGCAUGUCAUCUUCUCGCCCGACAUCGCCGAACCCGGGUCACACACGGGUGAGCUCCAGCCGGAAUACCAGUGGAGCCCACUACUUCGAAAAGGAAUAGUAGUUCAACAGAACAAGCUUGACCUGACUUCCCGGCUUACUGUCUAUUUGAUGUGAUUAUGGAGAUAUGACUUUUGGGUACCUGACGGAUACGGUAAGACCGUUAUCUACAAUGACAUUUGGAUGUGGCUCUUUUAGCAUUCGACCUGGCGGGCUGUGGGUUCUGAUUGAUAUGCGUGUGAGCGUGUUGUAUAACGUUGAUAAGUCGAUGAGACUUUCGGUCAUGUAUGCAUAUAUACGAAGCAAUGAAAAUUUACCAUAUAGCCC
Molecule: messenger RNA, 2584 nt
Organism: Penicillium brasilianum
Lineage: Eukaryota; Fungi; Ascomycota; Eurotiomycetes; Eurotiales; Aspergillaceae
Source: the annotation of a GenBank genome assembly